UUCUCUUAUGAUACUUCUCAGACGAAUAACAUGGAAAUAACUAUUAUUCUUGUGUUGUUUGUGGCUUUCACUGCGGUUAAAGGUGAAGCUAAUACUGCAUGUACUGGGAUUUAUGGAGGAUAUUGUUCGCACUCUAAAACAUGCAGUUCGUUAGGAGGGAAAGUAGAGAAACUGCCUGUAAGGUGUAAAUGUGCUAAAGCAUGUUGCAAAUGUACUGAUGAAUGCCCUGCCGGUUCAACAUGUAUUAGAGAAGAAGAUACAUGUAAUGGAACAAUAGACACAAAAGGUUGUUGUGGUAACAGGGUGUGCUGUACACCAGCUUCAUGUGUAACUAACUGUUCUUAUGCUUGUGUUGAUGAUUGUCAUCCCGCGUGGGUUCAUGAAGGAGAGUGCUGUGGAUCGAACUGUUGCGUUGAAGACUACUAA
This is a messenger RNA of Mytilus trossulus (common blue mussel), 426 nucleotides long. RefSeq names its product keratin-associated protein 5-4-like. The record is from RefSeq and is a predicted model, not a curated record. Lineage: Eukaryota; Metazoa; Mollusca; Bivalvia; Mytilida; Mytilidae. Bases 31 to 426 code for a protein of 131 amino acids. The transcript is spliced from 5 exons.